AGAUUAAUAAAUUAUGUCUAGUGAUAUCAUUGUAGAAUAUAGAAUCUUUCACUUGAAUGAUGAUGUCUUAAAAAUUGUUAGAAAUUAUUAUGAUGAUCUGAUUAACUCAGUUGCAAAAGAGUAUAUAUGGCAAAAAGAAAGCUUUAGACUAUCAUCAGUUGAAGAAUAUUCAGGACUUGCAUGCCUUAGUGGAAGCACAUGUGUUGGUGAGAAUAUUAAUGAUGAAUGGUUUAUUGUUUAUCUUCUUUUUGAAAUUAGUAAACAUCAUAAAGAUGUUAUUAUACAAGUGAAUGAUAAUGAUGGAGACUUUCUCUUAAUUGAAGCAGCUGAUUUUUUACCACCAUGGUUAACACCUGCUAACAGUGAAAAUAGGGUUUUCAUAAAAGAUGGAAAAGUGCAUUUUAUCCCUAUCCCAAGCAAUCCUGCUGAAAUAAUGGUUUACUUUCAUUCUACUCCAACCUUGAAGCAAGCUUAUCAUUUACUUACAUCUUCAUUAAAAACAGUUGGUAACGAAAAUGUACAGUGUGCUAUACAGAAAAGAAUAAGCUGUUAUCCAUCUAAGUUUAUGCAGGAGUUUCAUCAUGCUCUUUGUUAUAUUCCUGUAGAAAUUGUUUACAUUUUACAGAAAAAACCAAAGUUAGUAUCUUCAGCAGUGCAGGCAUUUUAUGAAAGAGAUUCAUCUGAUAUUAAAACAUGUAGAAGUAUGAGUUCUUUUAAGCCUGAAUCACGCACACUUGUCUUGGUGAGGUUUACUCGCCAUCUAUACUGCCAACUAAUGCAAGCCCAUUUUGUACCAGAGCAACACAGUCUAUGGAAACUUCCUGCAGUCAGCAAUAGCUUAAGGAAACCUGCAGAGUUGGGUUUUAAAUUAACAUGUGGAUUUCAAAUUUUGUUAUCUCGUUUAAAUGCAGCUGAUUCAAAAGAUAAUACAAAUAAGGCCCCAAGUUUGUCGGAACCUUCAGGAAAAAUGUGGGAACAAUACUUGCUUAACCUAAACAACAGUAAUUACUUUAAGAAUGAGUUAGAAGGAUCAGUUAAGUACAAAGACUUGAUGAACAAAGCAAAAUUGCAUUUUCAAGAUCAUGUUGCUAAUAGUUAUAAAAGUGAUGCUAUUGGUCUACUUAUUCAAGAUUUGAUACAUGAAAGUGGACAACAUAUUAGUGAUAUCAAACCUGCUUGUGAAAAUGUUGGAUUAGAAGAUGAUGAUUCUUGGAUGACAUUAACUGAAGAAGAAUUAGAUAACAUGAUGCUUAACAUGUGGGGGAAAAAUCACCCAGACACUAAAAAACACACAGAAAAUCUCAACACAUUGGUCACAAAUAUGAAAUCUUUUGUUGAACAAGUUUCUAGUUACGAAGGAGCUGAACCUCUAAAUAAUGAUUACAAAGGAGCCGAACCUCUAAAUAGUGAUUUGAAACAAAACGAUAAGGACAAGGUUCUUGAUCCGAUUCAUUUUGAACCUGACAUAUUUAUGAAAACAAUUAAAAAUCUUGAUUCUUCGAGCGAUACUAAUAAGCAAGAUAUGUCGGAUGACGAUGAAGAAAAUGACUCUGAUUCAGAUUUGGAUUCAGAAAUGGUCGAAGUGAUGCAGCAAAUGGAUAAUGAACUUCGUACCACAAAUAUACCGAAAAGUUUUGAUUGCAAAGAAGAAAAGUUUGGUUUGAAUGAAGAAAUCAUGAAUAUAGAUAUCAACCUUGUAAAGAAUUUUCUGGAGUCGUUUUCUAGCCAAGAGGGACUAUCAGGUCCUGUGUCUAAUAUUUUACAGAGCAUCGGCAUGAGUUUACCGCCAAAUGAUUAUGAAAUGUGAUUACGAAAUAUGGUUUGAUAAACAAGAAAGUUUCGUUUGAUGCUGGUCGGUCCUGUCAUGCAAAACGUGCUUAGUUCGUAUCGUUUGAAACGUAUUUUAGUUUCAUGCAAAACGUAAUCUGUUGUUUGGUAAUGAUUGGUCUAAAAUUAAAAUACUUUUUUUAAUUGCUUUUAAUAAAAAAGCAAAUUAAGUUAA
Messenger RNA from Hydra vulgaris (swiftwater hydra), 2002 nucleotides. NCBI's taxonomy places the organism in Eukaryota, Metazoa, Cnidaria, Hydrozoa, Anthoathecata, Hydridae. The record is from RefSeq and is a predicted model, not a curated record.